AGAGCGGCGGGUUUAUCGGUGGCGCACACUGGCGUUACUAUGUGUCCAGUCUCCGUGUCUUCUUAGUAAAUCUACAGCCUUUAUGAAUACGUGUCCUUCACAAGAAUGGCCACGUUAGUUUUGGACAACGGAGCGAAUACGGCCAAGAUCGGGUACAGCCAUGAAGCCGUCAGUGUCAUCCCGAACUGCCAGUUCCGCUCCAAGACUUCAAGAUUAAAAACCUUCACUGCCAAUCAGCUGGAUGAAAUCAAAGACCCGUCUGGGCUGUUCUACAUUCUUCCAUUCCAGAAGGGGUAUCUGGUUAACUGGGAUGUCCAGAGGAAAGUUUGGGAUCACCUCUUUGGAAAGGAAAUGUUUAAGGUGGAGUUUGCAGACACAAGCAUUGUGAUUACUGAGCCGUACUUCAACUUCACCUCCAUUCAAGAGUCCAUGAAUGAGAUUCUGUUUGAGGAGUAUCAGUUCCAGUCAGCCCUCAGGAUAAACACUGGUUCUCUGAGUGCCCAUCGGUACUUCCAGAUGAACCCCUCAGAGCUGUGCUGCAUGGUGGUGGACAGCGGCUUCUCCUUCACUCAUAUCAUUCCAUACUGCCGUGGCAGGAGGAUGAAUGAUGGCAUUAUCAGAAUCAAUGUUGGAGGGAAAUUACUGACCAAUCACCUGAAGGAGAUUAUUUCCUACCGACAGCUCCAUGUGAUGGACGAGACUUACGUGAUCAACCAGGUGAAGGAGGAUGUCUGCUAUGUCUCCCAGGACUUCUACAAGGACAUGGAGGUUGCACAGAAGAAGGGAGAAGAGAACACUGUGAUGAGGGAUUAUGUUCUUCCAGAUUUCAGCUCCAUCAAAAAAGGUUUCUGUAAGCCACGAGAGGAGAUGAUCUUCACUGGGAAGUACAAGACAGGAGAGCAGAUUCUACGGUUAACUAAUGAGCGGUUCGCUGUUCCUGAGAUGCUCUUUCAUCCCUCUGACAUUGGGAUCCAGGAGAUGGGAAUCCCCGAGGCCAUAAUCCACUCCAUCCGCUGCAUGCCAGAAGAAAUGCAGCCCCACCUGUACAGGAACAUAGUUCUGACCGGGGGAAACAGCUUGUUCCCUGGGUUCAGAGAGAGGCUAUACAAUGAGGUGAGGGCACUUGCCCCUUCCGACCUCCUUGUCUCCGUACUGCAACCACCAAACCCCAUCUGUUACCCAUGGGAAGGAGGGAAGCUUCUUGCGAGGAACCCAGACUAUGAUGAGAUGGUGGUGACACGUCAGGACUACGAGGAGAACGGCCAUUUUAUUUGUGAAGAGAAGUUUGAUAUCUGAGAAGAUCUCUGGCCAGGUGGGACCAUCAGUGGUCCAUCCUCCCUGUCAGUGAUGAACAGAAGGGUGACCUGGAAAGACAAAUAGAGUCUUUUUCACAAACUAAACUCUCCCUGAACAGAGGGCAGCCAGGGGUCCAACGGAGUAGCCCACCCACUGAAUUUUUAUUUUUAAGUCUGAUGGAAUUUUUUGAUAAAUGUAGUCAAUUAAAAGCAUCUACCAUCUAUGUAAAUAGAUUCAACAAAGAGAAAUGUUGAAAACCAGUCAUUUUAUUUUAGUGCUUGUUUGGAUGCUGAUCUCUUCUUCCAGCUUAACCAUCACGUCAUGUAGUCAUGAACAUUAAAGUGCUGG
Molecule: messenger RNA, 1644 nt
Organism: Lampris incognitus (smalleye Pacific opah)
Lineage: Eukaryota; Metazoa; Chordata; Actinopteri; Lampriformes; Lampridae
Gene: actr6
Product: actin related protein 6
Exons: 11
Coding region: 106-1296 (396 amino acids)
Cellular component (GO): Swr1 complex
Molecular function (GO): nucleosome binding
Source: RefSeq, a predicted model, not a curated record